Messenger RNA from Punica granatum (pomegranate), 979 nucleotides. NCBI's taxonomy places the organism in Eukaryota, Viridiplantae, Streptophyta, Magnoliopsida, Myrtales, Lythraceae. The record is from RefSeq and is a predicted model, not a curated record.
GCUGCUUCAGCUUUCCCUUCGACCGAAAAAUUAGGUUUGCUCGACCGGCGACGAGGAGCUGUGAGGAGCUUCUUCCUCCCCUUCUCCCUCCUCUUUCAAUUCGAAGGAUUCGAGUUUGGAGUUGGGGAUUCCCUUUUCAAAUCCUUCUGUUGAGUGGCGGGCGUCUGCUUCUGGGCUCUUGACUUUGACCGUUGGACUCCAUUUCUCUGUCGAAUCCGAUCUCUCUAUUUUGAAGUUGUUUUGUUCGGGACUGAUAUAUUUAUAUCUGCUGGAGCAUAACAAUGGCUUCAAAACGUAUCCUGAAGGAACUCAAGGAUUUGCAGAAGGACCCGCCCACUUCCUGCAGUGCUGGUCCUGUGGCUGAAGACAUGUUUCACUGGCAAGCAACUAUUAUGGGACCUUCUGAUAGCCCAUAUGCUGGAGGAGUGUUCCUAGUCACCAUCCACUUUCCUCCUGAUUAUCCCUUCAAGCCCCCAAAGGUUGCAUUUAGGACCAAGGUCUUCCACCCAAACAUAAAUAGCAAUGGAAGUAUUUGUCUCGACAUAUUGAAGGAACAGUGGAGUCCAGCUCUUACCAUAUCCAAGGUGUUGCUCUCAAUCUGCUCACUGCUCACUGAUCCAAACCCCGAUGAUCCUCUAGUCCCAGAGAUUGCCCACAUGUACAAGACUGACAGGGCCAAGUACGAGGCUACUGCUCGUAGCUGGACUCAGAAGUACGCAAUGGGAUAGCCCUGCACCUGAAAAACACUCAAAAGUACUGCAUUGGAAAAGGCAGAAAGCUCGCGGUUGCUGUUUGUCCCCAGGGGCAAAUUAGUUUGGUCAUAAACUUUGUUCUAAUUAAUCAUUCUAGACCCUGAAAUUAUUGUGCUGGAACCAGGAACUGAAAACAUGUACGGACACAUGUUUCCCCUGUUGCGACUACUGUUUGUCAAGAGUUUCUGAAGUGUUUAUAUACUCAUGAGGAUUCAUUUGGUCGUUUA